This is a messenger RNA of Callorhinchus milii (elephant shark), 1322 nucleotides long. It is a transcript of the gene tram1, whose product is annotated as translocation associated membrane protein 1. NCBI's taxonomy places the organism in Eukaryota, Metazoa, Chordata, Chondrichthyes, Chimaeriformes, Callorhinchidae. Gene Ontology annotation, biological process: protein insertion into ER membrane; SRP-dependent cotranslational protein targeting to membrane, translocation. Gene Ontology annotation, cellular component: endoplasmic reticulum membrane. The record is from RefSeq and is marked provisional.
GCUCAUUUUCUCCCGCGGGUGAAGCUGCCGAACGCCAUGGGUCUGCGCAAGAAGACCAAGAGCCCGCCCGUGCUGAGCCACGAGUUCGUGAUCCAGAACCACGCCGACAUCGUGUCCUGCUUCGCCAUGGUCUUCCUGCUCGGACUGAUGUUCGAGGUGACAGCUAAAAUUGCUGUCUCGUUUGUCACUGUCCAGUACAAUAUUACAUUUCCUACGACAGAUGAAAAGGCUGAACAGGCUACUCUUUACCAUUAUGGUUUUAAAGACGUUGCCACAGUUUUCUUUUACACGUUGAUUGCAAUCAUUCUCCAUGCCAUCUUGCAGGAGUAUGUGCUAGAUAAAAUCAAUAGGCGGAUGCACUUUUCAAAAACCAAGCACAGCAAAUUCAAUGAAUCUGGACAACUCGGUACCUUUUAUCUGGUUUCUUUUAUCUGGGGGACAUGCAUUCUAGCUUCUGAAAAGUAUGCAACAUAUCCCACAAAUUUAUGGGAAAGCUACCCUCAUACACAAAUGCCAUUUCAGGUGAAAUUUUUCUACAUUGCUCAGUUGGCUUACUGGUUACAUGGCUUGCCAGAACUUUAUUUUCAGAAAACCAGAAAGGAGGAUAUUCCUCGGCAGCUUUUGUACACAGCUUUGUACAUCUUCCACAUUGCUGGAGCUUAUAUAUUAAACCUAAACCGUUUUGGCCUGGUACUUCUGGUGCUACAUUAUUUUGUGGAGUUUCUUUUUCACAUAUCCCGUCUGUUUUACUUCAGUGAUGAAAAGAAGGAGAAAGGAUUUACUGUUUGGGCCUUAUUGUUCGUAGUGACACGACUGCUUACUCUCUCCCUAUCUGUCCUGACGUUUGGAUUUGGCCUUGCAGGAGCUGAAAAUCAAGGUCUUGAUUUAGCUGCUGGAAACUUUAACAUACUGGCUGUAAGAAUAAGUGCCCUGACUUGCAUUUGCUUGACUCAAGCUUAUAUGAUGUGGAAGUUCGUUAACUUCCAGCUUAAGAGGUGGAAAGACCAUGCACAACUCAACUCCCUAAAGAAGAAAGCUGGCAAUACAAAAAGCAAAACAGCUAGAAAAGGAGAAAACAGAGCUAACGGAAUGAAUGGGACUGUGAAUUCUGAACAUGGAGAUUCACCACGUGCAAGAAAAGCAAAGUCCUCCUGAAGAUGAAUUCUAUCGUUACACAACUUCCCAAAUAGAUAUUUUCUUUUUCUUUUGACGUCCCCCUUUAAUGUUUGACUUGCUACGGCAAGUAUCCUUUGGUGCCAAUUUUCAUAAAAUUGUUGUGUUCAAACAAAUGCUUUGCAGAGACAAUAAAGCCAUAAAAUAAU